Lachnellula hyalina is the source of this 978-nucleotide messenger RNA. RefSeq names its product High osmolarity signaling protein (gene sho1). NCBI's taxonomy places the organism in Eukaryota, Fungi, Ascomycota, Leotiomycetes, Helotiales, Lachnaceae. The transcript is spliced from 3 exons. The coding region runs from base 1 to 978 and encodes 325 amino acids. The record is from RefSeq and is a predicted model, not a curated record. Gene Ontology annotation, molecular function: protein binding.
AUGCCAUCUUACGGAUCGCUACAUUCGCCAUCUCUCCGCAAAAUGAACGGGGGAAUGGAUAGCAAAGGUCGGCGGGCGGGAGGGAUGAGGACCAUGAGCAUGGACAAUAUACUGGGUGACCCUUUUGCGUUGGCGACAGUCUCAAUCGCGAUGCUCGCAUGGUUCAUCGCCUUCGUCGGCUCAGUAAUCGCGACCGCUCAGCAUAGCUUUCCCAACUACUCUUGGUUCGCCAUCGCGUACAUGUUAUGUUGUAUUGUAGCGGUAUUUGUGGUAAUUGCGUCGGAUACAACCCAAACAUAUCACGUAGCCAUCGUGGGCUAUCUUGCCUGUGGCCUCGUCUUGACAAGCUCUUCGGUCAACUCAUUGAUAUAUUCAUCAAACGGUGCAAAGGAAGCGACGGCUGCUGGACACAUUCUACUGUCCAUGGUGAAUAUUAUCUGGAUUUUCUACUUUGGAUCGACACCCUCCGCCGUACCCCGCGCAUAUCUUGACUCGUUCGCCUUACACAAGGAUCACAGGGCUUCGCAAGGUGGAAGACCAAUGACCAAUGGUUACGCAGGAGGUCGCCCCGACACUUCCGUCUCCUCCAACGUCCCACCACAGAUGUAUACAUCUGCUCAACUUGGUGGCUUCGAGACAUCAUCCCCUGUAGCGGGAUUCCCAGGAGGAGCAGCAGGAGCCGAGCGCGGCUCUUCGACACCAAGGUUUGGCCAAGCACCACCAACAGCGAGCAAUCUCAACACAAGCGCGCCGAUGGGCAGUGAGCCUACAGCGGGAGACGUGGUGGCGCCGACAGAAUACCCAUACCGAGCGAAGGCCAUCUACUCAUACGAGGCCAAUCCCGACGAUGCAAACGAAAUUUCCUUCUCGAAACACGAGAUAUUAGAAGUAUCAGACGUCAGCGGAAGAUGGUGGCAAGCGAAGAAAGAGAGUGGAGAUACCGGAAUUGCGCCCUCGAAUUACUUGAUUUUGUUAUAG